Molecule: messenger RNA, 1527 nt
Organism: Tripterygium wilfordii
Lineage: Eukaryota; Viridiplantae; Streptophyta; Magnoliopsida; Celastrales; Celastraceae
Exons: 3
Coding region: 1-1527 (508 amino acids)
Source: RefSeq, a predicted model, not a curated record
AUGACAACUCUUGGUAGUGAUUUUCCUCCCUUGCCGGGGACUGGUUCCUCCGCCACUCGGUCUCUGUCGAAUUCUGCUGUUGCUACGCCACUCUCAUCCUCGACGACUGUUGGUUUGACCACCUCUGAACUUCCUCGGGAUUUUCUUCCCACUUCGACUGAUUUUCGGCUCACCGCUGCUAGUGAUUGGCCUACUUGGAGUGCCACGGUUCGUAAUGCUCUGUUUGGCCGUGGGCUCUUAUCUUAUCUCACGGAUGGUCCACCCGUUGACUGUUCUGAUGAUGUUUUAGCUGCUUGGAGUCUUCGGACUAAUCGAGUCUCCAGUUAUCUCAUUGAGUCUCUCAACCCGGCUCUUCGACCUGAUCUGGUUACUCAAUCUGCCCAUGUGGUUUGGAAGUCUCUUACUGCUCGUUUUGUUGAGCGUAGUGGGGCUCGUCAGUAUUCUCUUCUUACUCAGGCUGCUGCUGCUCGUCAGGAUGAUAGGUCUAUUCAGCAGUUCUAUCAGCACAUGCAUGGUUUUUGGCGUGAGUUGGAGGCCUUUCUCCCUGCUGGCAGUCAUAUUGCUACUCAUGUGGCCUUUUGGGAUAUGCGUCAUAUGUAUGAGUUUUUGAUGGCUCUCCGCCCUGAGUUUGGUUCUCUGGUUGGUCAGCUUAUACAUCGUGACCCCUCUCCCAGUCUUGAGACUGCAGUUGCUGAGUUAGUUACAGAGGAGACUCGUCUGCGCCUGCUAGGUGGUGUUAGGCCACCUCCCGCACCCUCUAGUUUCUCUGGUGUUCUUGCUGCGGCACCCUCUGGUAUUUCCACAGCUCCUUCACCUUCAUCUGGUCGUCCUACUUGCACUAAUUGCCUGCGGCCAGGUCAUACUUUGGAUGACUGUUGGAAGCUUCACCCCGAGCGUCGUGUUGGACCUCGAGGUCGUGGUCGCCGUGCCUCCACUCCUAUUGCUGCGGUUGUUACUCCUGCACUUCCUUCUCCUGCUUCUGCUAUGUCUCCUAUUGAUAUUCAGCAGUUUCAGCAGUUCCAACAGUUCCAGCAGUAUCAGCAGCGUCUUGAGCAGAUGACUGCUUCCACCAGCACUGGUAGCACUCCUGCAUCCUCUACUUUCUCAGCCACUGGUAUGUCUAGUACUUGGAUUUUUGACUCGGGGGCCUCUCAUCAUAUGACCUCUGAUGCCUCCCUGUUAACUGAUUGUAGUCCCGCACCUCCUAUUCCCUCUAUUUACACUGCUGAUGUUGGUGGUAUAUGUGAUUUUGGCUAUGAUGUUUUAUUCACACCCUCUUCUUGUCGUGUGCAGGAUCCGUCUACCAGCCGGAUGAUUGGCAGUGGUCGUAGAGUGGGUGGUCUCUAUCAUCUCCAGUCUCUCCACCUUCCCUCCUCGCAUCCCAGUUUUUGUGGUCUUGCCUCUCCUACUCCUGAUAUCUGGCAUAGACGAUUAGGUCAUAUUUCUGAGUCGCGAUUGAAGAGUCUUUCCCUGUCUGGAGCUCUCGGUCGUAGUUCUUUUUCUGCUUUGAGUCCUUCAUCGCUCUGA